Molecule: messenger RNA, 1890 nt
Organism: Cotesia congregata
Lineage: Eukaryota; Metazoa; Arthropoda; Insecta; Hymenoptera; Braconidae
Source: the annotation of a GenBank genome assembly
AUGGUUUUUAAUAAAAGAUCUAUGGAAUAUUGGGAUUUUUAUCAUAAAGAUGGUUAUGUUUAUACUUGUCAUAAAACUGAAGAGCAAAAAUUAACUGGAAUCAUUACAAAAUAUCUUAUUUGUAAAGAAAAUAAAAGAAAAAAGUGCGAAGGCAGUGCUACUCUUAAGGGAGAAAUAUUGACUGUAAAAAUCGGUCACAAAUAUCAUGAACCACGACCAACAGAAGAAAUUGAGGCUGAAAUCGCUUUUCGGCGAUCUCUUAAUCAAGCCUGUGUCACGUCUUUUACAUCUUUGCGCACAAUCUAUGACACCCUUAUAAUAAUGCAUCCUGAGAUGGCCCAAAAAAUAAAGUUUAAAAAUAUCAAACGGACAAUGUCACGAUGGCGCACAGAAACAAAACUUCCAGAAUUAGAUUCCUAUAGUCAUGUAUGUCAAGUGUUGUAUCAAGAAGAAUUAGAAUUUUUACGAGCAUAUUCAUUAAAUCUUAAUGAUCCUCAAAAACUCACCAUCGAACGCGGAAAUGAAGAUGUAUUAUACAUUUAUGAUUCGCAAUUACUUGAUUCUUUGAAUGCUGAGAACCUUUAUAUCAGUAGUUCAGCCAGAAUCGUACCGCAGCUGAAUAACUCGAAAUACUUGACAACAAUCAUUGCCGAAGUAAAAAAUUAUGCCUUUCCAAUUUUAUGGAUUAUUUCGUCAGAAAAAACCAGUAUUCUUAGUCUAUAUAUUGCACGAAUAUGUCGAACAAUAUUAAGAAAAUUUUCAACAAAUCCAAGAAUUAAUUUUUACUCUGACUUCAAUUUCCAUACAAUGGAGCAAUUUCGCCGGCAUUUCGUAAAAAAAAAAAUAGAUGGAAGUUUUGAGAGCUAUUGCCAAAUAUUACGAUAUGUAGCAAUUGAAAAGGGUAUUGAUACAAACAACCAACGUUCACAAGAAAUCUUGAGAGAAGUAAUGAUGCUAAUAUUAUUACCAGCUGAAAAAAUUGAAGAGGAAUGUCAACAUAUUAAAAAUAAAAUAAUACAAAAUGAACAAUCCGAACAGUUUGAAGACUUUUUCAAUUAUUUCUGUACAGAAUGGAUUGAAAAUUUAAAGCCAGAAAACUUCUCGUUAUAUAACAAAAUAGAAGCAGUAAAUGACAUUAGUUUUAUCCACUUGAGAGUUUUAGAAAAUAAACUCAAAACUAACACUCCAACGUUUUGGAAAUUAUUAGGCUCAAUAGUAGAAAUAAUGACAAAAUCGCGAAAAGAAUUGUCAACAUUAAUGGAAAAAGAUAAACCACGAAUAUCAUUUACGCCUAAAAUAAACCACUCAUUUAACAAUUGUGGGAAAAACAGUGUUAUUUCUGGUUUAAAAAAAUUAUGGAGAUCAUUAUAUGACGAAAGAAUUGAUAGCAGGGAGUUCAUUGACAAAAGCAUGGUCGUCAUGCAUGAAUUUUUGGAUGAUUUUUUUAUUGACAAGGACCGAAUAAAACCGAAAGAUUUAACAGUCAUCUACGAAGAUGAUGAUGGUAUAGAUAUAGAAUUUGAAACAAAGUGCCAAAAAUGUCCAUUAAAACUGAUUGAAACAAUUAAUUAUCCAUGCAACCAUGCUGAUUCAUGUCUGCCAUGUUCACAAAUAAGCUUUUCUGAAUGCACCAUGUGUGAAAAAGUGGUUGAAAAGAAGGAAAAAAUCUUUUUACCAAUAGAUGAAACAAAUGAAAUAAGUGACUUUAAAUGUCAAAUUUGUUUUGAUCGUUCAGUCGGAGUUUACUGGAAGCCAUGUAAUCAUGCUUUAUCAUGUAUUACUUGUGCAGAAUCAGUUCAAAAAUUUAAUGGCAUUCUUAAAUGCCCGCACUGCAACACUCCAAGUACAGGAUUCGUAGACUUCGAGUUACCAAUAAAAAUAAAUAUUUAA